CUUCUCGCCUUGAUCACAUCUCCCAAGGCGACAAGAACUUCGUCCGAUUCAAUCCCGGUGAACGCUGUUCUUCGCGAGUCAAACCUUCUUGCCCUUCUGCAAUCUCCAUCGACAGAGCGAUCUCACAAGUUUUCGACCCAGAUGGCGAGAAAUGGCCUCGUCCCCGGUCCGAGCGCCUUCAACAAUCUGCUGAGCUCUCUCCUUCGGUCGGGCUCGUUGGACGAGGCGUGGCGUCUGUUCAGUGAUUCCGGGGGCAAAGUUGGAAUCAUCGACGAGCGGAGUCUCGGGAUCAUGGUGAAGGGCUGUUGCGAAGCGGGUCGCUUGGACCGAGGUUUCGAGGUUUUCGCUCGGUUGAAGGAGAUGAAUUGGUCCCCGGUGGCCUACGUGUUCACGGCUUUGAUCGAUGGCUGCUGCAAACGCGGCGACGUAGAAAGGGCUGGAGGAUUGUUCUCUGAGAUGAGCAGGUUGGGUUUAGUUGCCAAGCGCAACACCUACAGAGUGUUGCUUGAUGGGUAUUUGAGGAAAGGCAUGAAGGGAGAUGGUUUCGAGUUGUACCGGAAGAUGAAGCUCAGUGGGGUUGUUCCGACCGUACAAACUUGCAACCUCAUGAUGAACGUGCUUUGUAAGGGAGGUGAUGUGAACGGAGCCUUUGAAGUGUUCGAUGAAAUGCGCGAGCGAGGGAUUGCAUAUGGUGUUGUCACAUUCAACAUUCUCAUUAGGGGACUGUGUCGCGACUCGAGAGUUUGCGAAGCCGAGAGGUUGGUGGACUUGAUGAAAAGGAGCGGGAUUAAUCCGGACGUGAUUACAUAUAACACCCUUAUACAUGGAUUCUGUAUCUGUGGAAAGUUGGACAAAGCUUUCAGCUUAUUUGAUCAAUUGAAGUCAAAUGGUCACUCCCCAUCCUUGGUUACAUACAACACUUUACUCGCGGGAUUUGCUAGAGCCAAGAAUUUGCCUGCAGUGACUGAUUUGGUGAAGGAGAUGGAGGAAAGAGGCAUCUCUCCUUCGAAAGUGACCUAUACUAUCCUGAUAGAUGCCUUCACACGGUCAGACGACAUGCAGAAAGCAUCGGACGUCUAUUCAUCCAUGCAGAAGGCAGGAUUCGUUCCUGAUGCGCACACAUACGGUGUUUUAGUACACGGGUUCUGCACGAAAGGUAAUAUGAAGGAAGCAUCGAAGUUGUUCAAGUCGAUGCGUGAUGGACACGUAGAGCCUAACGACGUGAUAUACAACAUGAUGAUCCACGGAUACUGCAAAGAGGGCAGCUCGUAUAGGGCCCUGAGUUUGCUUACGGAAAUGGGCGAGAAAGGAAUGGUUCCCAACUUCGGCAGCUACAGUCGAACCAUUGAGGUUCUUUGCAAGGAUUGCAAGUGCGAAGAGGCAGAGGAUUUGCUGAAUGCCAUGGUGAAGUCAGGUUUGACACCGCCUGUUUCUCUUCAUGAUGUGAUUUCAAGGGCAAAGAGUGGCACAGAUUAGGGUGGCAAUACUGGGCUCAUGAUGGAGCUCUUUAUGGAAAGUCAAUUUGGAUGGACUAAUCAAAUGGCAUAGUCCAAAGAGUUUCGGCAGCGAUUGGCCGGCGCCAACGGGCAAGUAUCGGCCUCUGCAUCUGUUAAAUUUUACCUUGCAUCUUGGUGAGUUUUCGCUGAUCAUGUGUUCACCAGCGCAUGGUUGGGUAUCCAGUUGUGCAUAAUUUUGGUAAUGCCCAGACUUUGCAGUUAUGCAGAACAUUUUAGAUUUAAGGAUUGAUUAUGACAGUUUUGUCGUGA
Messenger RNA from Rhodamnia argentea, 1766 nucleotides. RefSeq names its product pentatricopeptide repeat-containing protein At4g11690. Gene Ontology annotation, molecular function: protein binding. The record is from RefSeq and is a predicted model, not a curated record. Lineage: Eukaryota; Viridiplantae; Streptophyta; Magnoliopsida; Myrtales; Myrtaceae. The coding region runs from base 142 to 1476 and encodes 444 amino acids. The transcript has a single exon.